UUUACAAAUGUGAACAUGUAAUCAGAUUCAUAGAAAUGUUUUUAAAACUUGUUUGAUUUGAAAACAUGUUGCAAAAUGUGACAACUUUUUAAAAAUAAGCAUCGUUUUUUGAAAUUGUACAUACAAAUAUUCAUUAAAGUAUUUAUAUUCAUCAAAUUAGUUAAAGAAAUUCCAGUUGCACAAUGGAAGGAACACAAGAUUUGUGGAUGCCAUUUAAAAAACUUGAAAAAGUUAUUCGUUUCACUUUAACCCGACCAACGAAACCAGCUUUAUUAGCUUUAGAAGAAUGUUUACGAAAACAUAAACAAAACUUUUUAACACUCUUAAAAAAUCAGCCUAAGAAUGCUGCACACCGUGAAGAAUUAAAUAAAGGAGUUCACACCGGAAUUACAAUGCCCGGUAUUGGACAUCAAAUUUUGUCGAAGGAACUUGUUCAAGAAACUUUAAUCAUAUCAGAUAUGUACGAUUUAAACGAGUACAUGGCCUUGGAUUUACUCUGCACAGCUCAAAUGUAUUUAUCAAGUUAUCCCGGAUUAACUCGUGGUUUGGUUGCUAUUUUACUAUAUUAUGAUGGACGUAAUGCAUUGACUAACACUUUACGAAUGUUAGUUCAAGCACGAUCCGGCGUGCUUUGGACUUCAGAUGCUUCUCCAGACGUUGUUAAAUUCAUUACUCGAUUUACCGAUCAAUUAUUAGCGGAUGGCUUAUUCAAUAGAAUUUUUGAAUUGCUAAACAGCUUAGAUUUAUCAAAAGAGAUCGAAUUAUUACAGAAAAAUCGUGCUCUAGGUGGUCCAAAACAUCAUCGUCAAGUAUUGGAUUUAUAUGAGAAAAUACGUCAAAAUUUAGCGGAUGUUGUUUACAUGUGGGCAGCACAAAGUGGGCUCCCUCGUGAACCACUGUUUGCCUUGAUUAAUCAUUUAAAAGUUACCAAGCUUGAGGCCGAUUCCUCGGGUGGUAUUGAUAACAUUACACUUACUUUACAAAUGGGCUUGUUAUAUGCCUUAGACUUAAGUAUGCUACAAAAAAAUGAAGACGAAGACGAUUUUAUACGAAAACUACCAUUGGUUUGCGAUCAAGGAUUAAUUGAUGCUCUUAUUCAAGAGCUAACUCCUGAUAGAUGUAAAUGGGAAUCAGAAGGUUUACAAGCGUUAUCAAUUUUUGCAUGGGGUUUGAGCUUAGCCACACUUCGUUUAAGUUUCUUUGCAACAAUAUCUACUGGGGCGACAGAACAAGCAGAUGUUCUUGUAGAUUAUGCAAUUCAAAUGCGUGUUUUCGACUUUCUACAUCGUGUUUACUUAGAAAAUAAAGUUAUUUUCAAUGAAGAAUUUUAUAUUCGUCGCUUGCAUAUUCUUAUAACAGAUUUUAUUGUUUUGAUGCAUUCAAAAGUUAAAGAUUUACGAAUUCGUGCGGAUGAAACAGCACGCACUAUUCAACAAUACACUCAAGAAGGUGUGGCUGCACCUGCAAAUUUGCCGCAAUACUAUCAAAAUUUAUUGUUGGCUAUUGCUAAGCUGUACUCGAAAGAUACUCUUAAUUUAAAGCUUAUUUUGGAUUACUGGAAUAGUAUUGAUACUUCGGCACCAUCUCGUUCGACUUCACGUGCGAUUUCUCUGUUUAAAUUUGUUCGACAGGCCGGAGAACUUUUACCACCAAUUUUAUUCGUACCUUACUUAAAAAUGUUAAGUAGUUUAGCAUCUUGCUCUCAAGCAGCGCGCCAUACUUUUAAUUUACUAAAACAAAAUGGUCCAGGAAAUAGUAGCGCCAUUUCGUGGGAUCAUUUUUUCAAUUCAUUAAAUCAGUAUUACGCAAGUUUACGUCAAGAACAACCAUCGCAAACUGAUACAAUGUAUUCGAUCCGCACACAUUGUAAAGGAAUUACUCCAUUAGAAUUGGAUGGCUUGCAUUGUGUCUUACUUUUGAUUCGCACUGUAGCGACUCAUGAUGAAUUCGCACGAAUUGCAUUGUGUGAGCAUCCUGGGUGGGCUCCACUUAGUGUGCUUCUUGGUUUGGUUAGUUGUUCUGUCCCAAUUCCAUUGAAAGCUGAUCUUUUGAUUACUUUGGCAGCACUGGCAAAAUCGCCAGAGACUGCUAGCCAACUGUGGAACAAUUUAGAAGCAUCCCAGAUUAUUGUAACGGUUCCAAGCACAAGUAGCUACCAACCACGUGGAGUCAAAACUGAGUUAGAAGAAAUAGAAGCCCGAAUGGAAGAGUAUCCAUUAACAAUUGGAUUACUUAAAUUACUAAACGUAUUAACUUCUUCGGGGGUUCCUAGAACCCUUGGUGUUGGUAUCCGUAAACCUGGGUUUGAUCCAUAUUUAACAAUUAUCAUCGAUUCGAUUUUUAUUAAAUUCAAUUCACGAUCAUAUAAAAAUAUCGAAGAAAAAUGGGAAAUUGCAAAUUUAUGUUUGGAAUUGUUUGUGAAAUUUUUAUCACAAUAUGAUCCACAAGCGAGUGAUUUUGCUGGCCUAGAACAAAAAUCUGAAGCGAAUUUAGCUCCAGGUUUUCAUAUUAUGUUACAAUUAAAUAGCAAAACGGAACUUUUACGUUUAGUGUUAUUUAUUCUAUUUGAAGGUACAAGACUUUUGGAUACAUAUGCAACAUUUGCGGGUAAAAAACAGUUAGAAACAACGACGUUGCUCUGUUUAAAAUUAUUAGAUCAAUGUUUGCAAUUGCAACCGAAAUUUUUCUCCUUUGUAACAUCAAGUGGUUGCGCAAUUUUGCUUACAAAAUUAAAUAAAUUGUUAUUAGGUAUGAAUCCUGGAACCGGAAAACCAGAUCAUUUACUAUAUAUAACGAAAUACGUUACAUACAAUGAUUGGUUAGAUGAACAUGCGAUGUAUGCUGUUAAAAUUUUAUUAGUUCUCACCACCUCCGUGAGUGUUAGUAAUCAUCUACUUGGUAUUCUUUCUGCUGAACCAAUUGGAUUAGAAAUCAUUUCUGGUUUCGUGGAGUGCAUGAACGCUGAUGAUGACGAAGAAUAUGUUGAAAAUCCUACUCAAGAUGAUAGCCCUAAAAUUAAAAGUAACACAAAACUAUGUAUUUUAAAGUUGCUUAAACAAUGUUUAUCCUUACCAGCACCUAAUUUAUCUCAUUAUUUGUUUGGGUUUAAUAUUAAAUCGGAUAUCAAAAGCACAGUGUUCCAACAGCCAGGAGUUAUGGGAUUCCCGUUUACAUGUUUACAUGCAUUGUUUGCAAUCUUAAACAAAUUCUUGAAAAAUAAGAGUGACGGAAUUACAUGCAAUGGAAAUGUUAUAGAAUCUGCGUAUGCGAUGUUAUAUUACCUAUGCGCAAAUCCACAUACUUCUGAGCCCGUGCUGCGAUUUAUUCGAUUAAAACAUGAUUUCCUGGAAAAACACAUCGAAGCACUUCCAUUAAACACAAAAUGCGAUGCAACAACAUUAAAUCAAAUCUCGUGGCUGUUAAAAAUGGUUGCAAUUGAGAUUAAAAUAAGCUCUGAGAGUAAUCAUAUUUCGCAGUUAAAUUCAUUAAUCCGUUUAUGUUUGGGUCAUUCACAAAAACCGAUUUCAAUAAAUACAGAUAUUGAUAUGAUAUCAAACAAGGAAGUAAAUAAAUCGAUAAAUCGAUUAGUGGAUUUGUUGAAUAAUUUGAAAUUCGAAAGAGGACAUUUACCUACUCCAGAAUGGGAUGAAAGUCUAUUUGAUAGUGCGUUAAUGGAAAAAUUACUUGUAAAAUGUGAACACACUUUAGGUGGAAUACGACUGAUUAAUAUAAAAAAAUUACAUCGAAUUUUAAUGGAUGAAUUGGGCACACUACAAGGAGGCGCUGUUGCUACACAGAAGCAAUUGAUUGUCAAACAAUUCGAAAAAGUAUUAAUGUACGCGAUUAAGUACAAUAAUACACGAAAUGAAGUUGCUGCAUCUGUUCGAUUUAUGGAAUCGUGGAAACAAAUUGUAGAAAUAUUAUUUAUCACCGUUCCAACAGAUGUUUUAAAUCUACAUUCGCGUCAAACAUUCCUUGUUCAAAUGUUGCAUUCGCUGUUGUGCAAAUUUGUUCCCGCUCAUAUAACCACUGAAUUAGGCAACAUCAUCUCUGAAUCAGUUUUAAUGUUAUUCGUUUGUUUACGACAUUCAUAUAUUAUGGAAGGCAAACAAAUUGCAAUACAAAAUACUGCAAAUCAAAAUACAAAUAUUACACUAUAUUCAAGCACGGUAACUUUGCAACAUAUUCUACGAAAAAUUGCAGAAUGGAUAAUUGUAUCUGAAGUGACUGCGCAAAAAAUACGCAUCAACUUAUAUGGAGCUCUUUUACAUUCAAUAAAUAUUUUAAAUGUUAAACAUACAGCUGAUUUGGAGAACAAACGAGUUCAUGGAAGUAAUUAUGUUAAUCGAUUAGAUAAUUCAAAAUAUCGGUUUCAAGAACCGUUAAUUUUGCUGGAUGAAUUAUCUAAUUUUGGAGAAAAAUUAUUUGAUAUAUUGUGCCACGAUUGUACGGGGGGUCAUGAUGUAUCAAAAAUGUUAUCGCUUGCAACAAUUGAUAGUAUGAUCGAAAUGGAUUCAAACAACGAACGAGUUAAAUUCCUAUGCCUUCGAGGAUAUUUAAAACAUAUUAUUGAUAGUUUAUUGGAAAGUGAUAACAAAUUACGUGGGGUUUUAGAUUCUACACCAGAAACAUUACGUCCACUAUACUUAUACGAAUCAAAAAUGACUGUGCUCUGCCGUAUUGCAAUGACCCGAAGUGGAGCACAAGUUUUGCUUGAACAAAAAAUUUUAGGAUGUUUAGCAACAAUGCGUGUAUUUGAUUAUCAUCCAGAAAUUAAGCAAAACACGAAUACUUUAGACACAGAUUUACUGCCAUCUAUAGAGAAACGCUACCAUCAAAUAUUCUUCCCCCUUUUAAUGUUUUGUGAUGCUGUUAUUACGUCAUUAGGAUCUGAGAAUCAAUCAUCUUCAGUUCAAAUUUUACAUUGUUUAAUUAGUCACUCAGAAACAAUUGAAUUAAUUUUACGUAGUGGUAAUCCUGGAAUUAGUACAGGCGCACUCAAGGAACUAGCGUUACUUACGGGAGUGAUAGCCCGUGUUACAAAUCAUAAUACAAAUAUGCUUUUGGCAAAUUUGGAUGGAUUAGGUGAUAAUACAGCGUUCUUUACUCGUAUCCAAAAACUUAUGUUGGCUUUGUAUCCAAGAUUUGUGUUAAUUGAAAACGAUUUAAGACAUGUUGCGGGUACUUCGAAUGAAAUAAUCGAUGAAAAAUCUAUGAGACUGUUAAAUUGUCUACAAAUUUCUUGCCAUCUUGCGUUAUAUGCAAGGAAUUGUAUCGUAGGACAUGGAGUUGAGCAUCGUUCAUCGAAUGUAAUUUUCCCACCGACUUUAAUCGAAUCCCCCACCAACGAAUAUCGACAUCAGUACAAUAAAGUUGUAGACCAAUCGCCUGGCCUGGGUAUCGUAAUUAAACAACUAAUGCAAAGUGUUAAACACUACGAUCAAGUUAAAGUAGCUUUGGGUCUAUUAACGGAUAAAAUGGGCACAAUCUCGAAUAUGAAUAGCACAGAUCUAAAAGAUUUUAUUCCAAAUUUAAGUGAUAAAAUGAAUAUUAUGGAUUGUCGUAUAUUAGCGAAUGAAGUACUCAAAAAACAGUUACAUGAUAAACAGAAAGAGAUGAAAUUUUGCAAAUUUUUAAUUGAAAAUAGUUUGUAUUUAAUUUGGGCACAUUUAGAUUAUUAUAUGUUGCGUGCUAUUCCGAAAUCAGCAUUUCCACGAUUUAGUGGAAAUACUAGUACAUUUGGUGAAAGUGCAUUAGAAAGUGCAUCAGAAGUCUCAUGGAAAGUAACUGCAAAUGAUGUAUAUAAUUUAAAACAGAAUUUAGUUGGAGUAUUUAAUGAAACAUUUAGCAAGAAAUUGGUUGCCACAGCACAGGAACAAACUGAAGCAAAUCGUGGAUUUAUCGAAGCAUUAUUACGAAGAAUAAAACGUUUAAUACAAUUUGUACCAGUUCAUUAAAAAAACAGUAAAUUCUUCGUAUAAUUAAGUGUCUUAAUACUUUUUGUAAUUGUAACUUUUUUUUU
Messenger RNA from Chrysoperla carnea, 6022 nucleotides. RefSeq names its product nuclear pore complex protein Nup205 (gene Nup205). The transcript has 4 exons. Gene Ontology annotation, cellular component: nuclear pore; nuclear pore inner ring. The record is from RefSeq and is a predicted model, not a curated record. NCBI's taxonomy places the organism in Eukaryota, Metazoa, Arthropoda, Insecta, Neuroptera, Chrysopidae. Bases 183 to 5957 code for a protein of 1924 amino acids. Gene Ontology annotation, molecular function: structural constituent of nuclear pore. Gene Ontology annotation, biological process: nuclear pore organization.